Manacus vitellinus (golden-collared manakin) is the source of this 2388-nucleotide messenger RNA. It is a transcript of the gene PGR, whose product is annotated as progesterone receptor. The record is from RefSeq and is a predicted model, not a curated record. Gene Ontology annotation, biological process: regulation of DNA-templated transcription; steroid hormone receptor signaling pathway. Gene Ontology annotation, cellular component: nucleus. Lineage: Eukaryota; Metazoa; Chordata; Aves; Passeriformes; Pipridae. Gene Ontology annotation, molecular function: DNA-binding transcription factor activity; steroid binding; sequence-specific DNA binding.
AUGACCGAGGUGAAGGCCAAGGAGCCCACAGCGCCUCCGCCUGCCAGAGACGGGGCGGUCCUGCUGCAAGGACAGCCCGGCCGAGACCCCUUCCGCAGGGAAGCGGAACCCAUUGACAUCUCCCUGGACGGGCUGCUCUACCCCAAGAGCAGCGACGAGGAGGAGGACGAGGAGGAGGAGGAGGAGGAAGGGGAGGAGGAGGAAGAGCCGCGGCAGCAGCAUCUGGGACAGGAGGAGGGCCGGGACUCCUUCUCCUACCGGCCGGGGAGCGGCUCCCUCUCGGACAAGGACUCUCUGGACACCGUCCUGGACACCUUUCUGGCUCCCACGGCUCAUGCCAGCUCCGCCGUGGCCGCGGCGCCCUGGUCGUUCUUCGAGGUGGAGGCAGCGGAGGCGCCCGACGGCCCGAUGAGCCGCGGCCCCUCGCAGAAGGCGAGCGAAGCGGCCCCAGAGGCGCCCGGUCCGUCGCAGCCCCCUCCGCGGCCCGCCCCGCUCUGGCCUCCCGGCGAUGCCCUGACUGCCGCCAAGCUGCCGUCGGGGGGCGGCGCGGAGGGUCCCGCCGCGGCCCCCAAGGACGAUGCCCCGGGGCUUGUGGCGUUGCCUGGCGGGUCCCGGGAAGGGGACCCGGGGCAGGAAUACCUGCACGUGCCGCUUCUGCCCCUCAAUUCGGCCUUCCUGGCCUCCCGCACGCGGCAGCUGCUGGACGGGGCGGAGUACGAGGGCGGCGGGGUGCCGCGAUGCUCGCCCCCCGCCCCGGACCUGCCGGGGUACGGCUUCCCCACGGGGGAUGCCAAGGAAGGAUCCUUCGCCUACGGCGACUUCCAGCCCGUCCUGAAGAUCAAAGAGGAGGGUCUCGGCCUCGCCACCCGGUACCCGGGCGGCAGGGCCACCCCCGCGGCAGGCUGCUCCGACUACCCCUCGGCUCCGCGGGCCGGGCAGGAGUCCUCACUGGAGUGCGUCCUGUACAAGGCGGAGCCCACCCUCCUGGCCAGCGCUUAUGGGCCACCGGCUGCGCCCGACAGCCUCCCUUCCACCUCAGCCGCGCCGCCGGGGCUCUACCCGGCCCUGGGGCUCAACGGGCACAGCCGCCUGGGCUUCCCGCCGCCGUGCUGAAGGAAGGGCUUGCCCCAGCUGUGCCCGCCCUACCUCGGUUACGCGCGGCCAGAUACAGAAGCCAGCCAAAGUUCUCAGUACAGUUUUGAAUCACUACCCCAGAAGAUUUGUCUCAUCUGCGGUGAUGAGGCUUCUGGUUGCCACUAUGGAGUACUUACCUGUGGAAGCUGUAAAGUCUUCUUUAAAAGGGCAAUGGAAGGGCAGCACAACUAUUUGUGUGCUGGCAGAAAUGACUGCAUAGUCGAUAAAAUCCGUAGGAAGAACUGUCCAGCAUGUCGCUUGAGGAAGUGCUGUCAAGCUGGUAUGGUCCUGGGAGGUCGAAAAUUGAAAAAGUUUAACAAAAUUAAGGUUGUGAGAACGUUAGAUGUUGCACUCCAGCAGCCAGCAACCCUUCAAGAUGAAAGCCAGUCUUUAACCCAAAGGCUGUCCUUUUCUCCAAAUCAAGAAAUACAGUUUGUUCCCCCAAUGAUAAGUGUUUUACGAGGCAUUGAGCCAGAAGUUGUCUAUGCUGGUUAUGACAAUACAAAACCUGAAACACCAAGUUCGUUGCUGACCAGUCUAAAUCAUCUUUGUGAGAGGCAACUUCUUUGUGUAGUCAAGUGGUCUAAAUUGCUACCAGGAUUUCGGAAUUUACAUAUUGAUGAUCAGAUAACCCUCAUCCAGUAUUCCUGGAUGAGUCUAAUGGUUUUUGCAAUGGGAUGGAGAUCAUACAAACAUGUCAGUGGUCAGAUGUUAUAUUUUGCACCAGAUCUGAUUCUAAAUGAACAGAGGAUGAAAGAAUCAUCGUUCUAUUCCCUGUGUCUAUCGAUGUGGCAACUCCCACAGGAAUUUGUCAGACUUCAAGUUAGCCAAGAAGAGUUCCUAUGUAUGAAAGCACUGUUACUUCUCAACACAAUUCCUUUGGAAGGUCUAAGGAGUCAAAGCCAAUUUGAUGAGAUGAGAACGAGUUACAUUAGAGAACUGGUGAAGGCAAUUGGUUUGCGCCAGAAAGGUGUUGUGGCCAACUCACAACGUUUCUAUCAACUUACAAAACUGAUGGAUUCUAUGCAUGAUCUAGUGAAACAGCUCCAUCUCUUCUGUUUGAACACAUUUCUCCAGUCCCGUGCACUGAGUGUUGAAUUCCCCGAGAUGAUGUCAGAGGUGAUUGCUGCCCAGCUACCCAAGAUUCUAGCCGGGAUGGUGAAACCUCUUCUUUUUCACAAGAAGUGAAAUGUCUUCUCUUAUCAUAGAGGUGAUUUCUGGGUCAUUUUUUGUUUGUUUAUUUUGGUCAAGAUU